Musca vetustissima is the source of this 7739-nucleotide messenger RNA. RefSeq names its product CCR4-NOT transcription complex subunit 1 (gene Not1). Gene Ontology annotation, biological process: nuclear-transcribed mRNA catabolic process, deadenylation-dependent decay. Lineage: Eukaryota; Metazoa; Arthropoda; Insecta; Diptera; Muscidae. The record is from RefSeq and is a predicted model, not a curated record. The transcript is spliced from 8 exons. Gene Ontology annotation, molecular function: molecular adaptor activity. The coding region runs from base 41 to 7711 and encodes 2556 amino acids. Gene Ontology annotation, cellular component: CCR4-NOT core complex; P-body.
GCUGCUGCUGUAACGCCGUUCCACCUUGAAUGGAAGAGCUAUGAACCUAGACCAUCUGAAAUUGACGCUGACGCAGAUUGGUAAUUUGGUCAAACAUUUAAAUAAGAAAAAUUUUGCCGAAACAACUGAGAAUCUAAAUAAGUUAAUUGAAGAAUUUGGCUUAGAAGCGGAUCGUCAUUGUCUGCGUUGUCUAUUUGCGAGCAUCAGUUUUAAUGACCCAGCAUUAACGUCAACCAACUCACCAUCGACGUCAUCAUUAUCGAACGUUCAACAGCAACAGCUUUUAUUGGCGAAACUUUUACAAAUCCAAUUGGAAUUACAGCUAAACAAGGCAGCGCACAUAUCGAAUAUUUGCUUUGCCAUCGAUAGCUGUUGGAUACAACAGAAGAGUCUUAACAAAUCCACAUUUCCGGUACAUUUUGUAAAUCAACUUGUUCGAAUAACUGGCAUAAAUAAAUUAUGCGAAUGUGUUGUUAGUCUAUCGCUAACACAUUCCUCACAUUCGGAUUUGCGCAUUUGUGCCCGUGACCAACUGCGAAAAGCCUUACCCGAACUUAUCGAAUCCUAUUUGGGGAAGAAUCAGCAAUCGGCUGCUGUUAUUAGUAGUUUACAUGACGCAUCCUUAGAUCUAAUACAACUCCUAUUGACCUGCUUGGAUGUGUAUGUUGCGGAUAAGAAUUUACGCGAACAAUUCUUACAGAAACUAAGGGAGGAAUUUCCCCGCGAACGUGUACCACUAAUUUUAGCUCCAUAUUUGUAUGCUGCUGCACCCAUAUCCUCUAAUCUCGAUAUCAAAUCAGCCGGUGAUGAAUUGGCAGUGUCGUCGUCUUCAUCGUCAUCACUGAACAACCCAACUGCAACAAUCAACAACACCACCAAUGGCUUUAUAUCGGAAGUACCCAUAGAAGAGAUCUAUGAUAAUUUGUGCGAAAACAUAUUUUCCCAACACGAUUACAAUAAUAUUAUGGACACAUCUUGGAUUAAUUUAAUCCUUGAAAUCGGUUAUGAGUUUACUUCGAGUCUUGAAGAGUGUAAAAAUCAUUUACGCAGUGGUGGUUCAACAGCCAAUAAUGUAGGCGGUGGUACGGGAGCAGGGGCUGCUGGCAAUGCCGGCAAUAAUGCCUCUGGUGGUGGUACAGGUGGUCAACAGCGCGAUUUACAGCCUCAAGAUGUGGCCAAGAUCAUUGGCCUCAUGUGUCGUCGGCACACAUCUUUGCUGGAUUGCAAUGUAAAUCUACCGACUGCAGCCAAUUUUUGGCCCCAGCAACAGGGUGGCCAAAACAAUCCCCAACAGCAACAACAGAAUGCCAAUAACAACAACAAUGACAACUCAACCGGUAACACGGAUAAAAGCAACAAUGGCAAUGACAAAAAGGAUAAGCCCACGGUUGGGGGCAAUAACUCGGCCGGAGGUACCGGCAGCACAGAUACCACCCAAGCCUGGAAACCAGAUGUGUUUGUGCAAGCUCUCAAAGAGGUAGUACCCCAAUUGAAUUGGAAGGAGGUGUGCCUGGAACUCGAUCACCCCGAAUUCAUCAUAAAAGAUCGCAUUGGUCUUGAUCUGCUCUUGACCAUAUUCCGUUUGGCCACACAGUCAAAUCUAUUUCCACAUCCAGAAUGCAUUUAUCGUCAUUGGCAAAAUGUCGAGGGUCAGUUCUCAUUGAUAGCUGUGAUGCUAAAGAAUCCCGAUCUCUUUUCCUUCGCCGACUACAUAUUCACGCCCGCUCCCGUGGAAAUGUUGAAAACACCGCCCGACAAUGACAACAAGGAAGUGUGUGCCUGGAAGUCGUUGCAUUUAGUGGAAGUCUUGCUGUACAUAGCUGAACAUGGUCUAUAUGCUCAAGUCCAUGAAUUGUUGAAGUUCCCAGCCCAACAUUGUCCGGAUGUUUUGUUCCUUUCACUGCUGCACAUAAAUCCCCCACUCACAGCCCUCAGGCAGGAACUGUUCAGUCAGCUAAUACCUACAUUUUUGGCAAAUCACAUUAACUCGGGCGUGAUAUUGGCCAGUGCAUGGAAUUCCAAUAACUUUGGCAUGACCCUACGGCCCAUCAUAAUGCAUGCCAUGUCUGAGUGGUAUUUGCGUGGCACAGAAUAUGAUCAGGUGAAAUUGUCAAGGAUUCUGGAUGUAGCACAGGACCUCAAGGCAUUGUCAACGCUCUUGAAUGCCCGAUCAUUCCUCUUUGUCAUCGAUUUGGCAUGUUUGGCUUCGCGUCGUGAAUAUUUGAAACUGGAGAAAUGGUUAAGUGACAAGAUUCGGGAACACGGCGAACCCUUCAUACAGGCUAUGCUGAAAUGCUUGCAAAGGCGUUGUCCCCAAAUUACCAAUGCAAAAAUUCCCGAUGACCAAUUACCUCCCAAACAAGCCCAACUGCCACCGGAGACUGUGAACACCAUGCUGUCUUGCCUGCAGGCCUGCAUUGGCAAUGUACCUCACGAAAUAGCCGAACUGAUCAUGCAAAUGUCUGCAAACUGUUCCAUAAUGGCCAACAAGGCACGCGCCGCCGCUGCUGUACAACAAGGUCCUCUGGUGCAGAAUCAGAGUGCCCUUCGUGGCCAUCGUGGUCUGGAUAUGAGUGCCGCCGGUGUAGGAGGUGUGGGCGGUGUUCCCGGUGGUGUACCGCCACCCUUCUCAGCCAAUUUAAAUGCUCAACAAAUGUUUGGACCCACCAUGGAUACUCUGUCGAAUCUGACUACAAAUAUAGCUGGCCUAAAUUUGGGUGGACCGAAUGGAGCCUUCAAUUUUGGCAAUGUUCUCAACAAUUUAGUUUCCACACCAGGAUCACCAUCACGCCUUAUGAAUCCAGCCGCUGCCAGUCCGUAUCCCAUGAAUCCGAUGCAAAUGCCUGCACCGCCUCCCACAGUGGGUGGCAUUGGGAGAAUGCCACCAGCAGCUCCCCAGCCUACGCCAACACCGCCCAAUCCCACUAAUGCUAUUAUGACCGAUUUUCAAGCACCUGUCUCCAAGGAAAUCGAAGAUGAGGCGAAUUCAUAUUUCCAGCGUAUCUACAACCAUCCACCACAUCCUACCCUGUCCAUAGAUGAGGUGUUGGAUAUUCUGCAACGUUUCAAGGAGUCCAAUAUUCGACGAGAACAAGAAGUCUAUCAAUGCAUGCUGCGCAAUCUAUUCGAGGAAUAUCGUUUCUUUGCCCACUACCCGGAAAAGGAAUUGCAAAUCACCGCCCAGUUAUUUGGCGGUAUUAUCGAGCGUAAUUUGGUGCCCACUUUUGUGGCACUGGGUUUGGCAUUGCGUUGUGUACUCGAUGCUCUGCGUAAGACCGAAGGUUCGAAACUCUACUAUUUUGGUAUUACGGCCUUAGAUCGCUUUAAGACCCGUCUACCAACCUACAACAAAUACUGUGAAUAUAUUCGCUCGAUUCCGCACUUUAAAGACUUCCCUCCACAUUUGAUACAAUAUGUGGAGUAUGGCUUUUUGGGUCAGGAACCACCUCCAGCGAAACUCAUGUUAAUGGGAGCUGGGGCAGCUGGUCAACAACCUCCAGAUUCAAUUUAUCGUAGUAACUCAGUAACAGGAAACAUUGUUACCACACCCACACAACAGAAACCCAUGGUUAUGUCACAUCCAACCCGCAUGAAAUCCAUUGCCACUGCCACAAAUAUCGACACCCUGUUGGUGGCCAAUCAGGAGGAAAAGAUCACCGUACCACCCGAGGCCAUUCAAGAUAAGACUGCCUUCAUAUUCAACAAUCUAAGUCAGCUUAAUAUACCGCAAAAGGUCGAAGAGAUCAAAGAUAUAAUGACCAAGGAAUAUUGGCCCUGGAUGUCACAAUAUUUGGUGCUCAAGAGAGCCUCAAUGGAAUUUAAUUUCCACACGCUUUACUUUAAUUUCCUGGAAGCGUUGAUGAAUCCGGAGAUCAAUAAAUACGUGACCAAAGAAACCAUUCGCAACAUCAAGGUUCUACUACGUUCUGACAAGGGUGUGGUCAAUUUCUCUGACCGCAGUCUGCUUAAAAAUCUUGGCCACUGGCUGGGUAUGAUGACCUUGGCACGCAACAAACCCAUUUUACAAAUUGACUUGGAUUUGAAGUCACUGCUUGCCGAAGCCUACCACAAGGGACAGCAGGAGCUGCUGUACGUCGUGCCGUUUGUGGCCAAAAUCUUGGAAUCCUCAGCCAAGUCGAAGGUUUUCAAAUCACCCAAUCCCUGGACCAUGGCAAUUAUGAAUGUUCUGGGAGAGCUGCAUCAGGAGCCUGAUUUGAAGUUGAAUUUGAAAUUCGAAAUUGAGGUGUUGUGCAAGAGUCUCAACAUCGACUUGAAUAAGCUCAAGCCAGUUAUAUAUCUGAAAGAUCCAGGCCGCUAUGCCAUGAUUGAGAGUCAAAUGGGCCAACCCAAAUCGAAGGCCAUGGAAUCGGGUCCAUCUCAGCAGCAACAACAACAGCAGCAGCAACAGCAACAACAGCCACCACAGCCGCAGCAACCAACACCCACGCCACCUCAUCAGCAUCCCAUGAUGUCGGAGGCCGAUGCUCAAGCAAUGAUGAUGGCCAAUUCAGGUGGACCAGGAGGAGUUGUGCCCGGUGGCAGCAUACCAUCACCCAGCAUUCCUCAAGACCAAGUUGGUCCCAUAAUGAUGCCCGCACCAGAACCACGUUUCUCAUACGUCGACAUCAAUGUUACCAACUUCCAAUUGAUUGCCCAGCAUGUGGUUCUGUCCCCCAACAUUGCUUUCAUUCACGUCAACCCGAACAUCAAGCAUUUGGUCUUAAAUGCCAUUGAGAGAACCAUCACCGAAUGGCUACAGCCUGUAGUUGAUCGGUGUGUUCGCAUUGCCGCCUCCACCACAGAACAAAUUGUACGUAAAGAUUUCGCUCUCGAUCCCGAAGAGCAUCGCAUGCGCACUGCAGCCCAUCAAAUGGUACGCAACUUAGCCGCUGGUAUGGCUAUGAUAACUUGCAAGGAUCAAAUCACGCAAACGCUCAAUAAUAAUCUGCGUAAGGCCUUCAUGACAACUCUGCCCGGUCCACCUUCAUUCCAAGAAAUCGAGGGUGCCUCCAUUCAGCUGACCAACGACAAUGUUGAGUUGGCCUGUGCUUUCAUACAGAAGACGGCUGCGGAAAAAUCAACUCCCGAAGUUGAUAGACGUUUGGCUGCCGACUUCGAGACACGUAAGAUGGCCCGUGAAGAAAACAGCCGUUACUUCGAUGCACAAACAUUAGCCUAUCAAUCCGAACGAUUACCCGAGCAGGUUCGUUUGAAAAUGGGCGGUGUGCCACCAAAUCAGUUUGCUGUUUAUGCCGAGUUUGCUCGCAAUAUCCCAGGCUUCCAGAUAAUGAGCGAUCGUGAUAUAGCGUUGUUCCUGCCGAAACCACAGGAAAUGCCACCCACCUUCCCGACCGAUGAAAUGGGUCUGAUGUAUGCCGAAUUGGCCAGCAAAAUGGAGGCAUUCCUCAAUAGCUGUGUCAGUAACAACAAUUUGCAGCUACAAGCAGGCAAAAUGCAUGCCCUACUCAAUGCUCUGAUGGUCACACGUCGCAUUCGUGACCACGAUUCAGCCAUUAAUCUGUUGACACGCUGUGUCGAGGGUUUCGUGGAGGGUCUAAUCAACAUACCCGAACAUGUCGAACAAAUGAAACUAUAUCGCGAUAUCCAUUUGCGUAUUUUAACUCUGCUGCAAAAUACAUUUGGUGCCCCAGCAACGGAGCGGGCCAUUACCAAGUGUAUCUUUGAUAUCCGCGAAGAGGCACGUUACAAUGUGGAGGCCAUUAAAUUGCUGAUCACUUCACAUUUCAUAAAUGUGCCACAGUUCGAUAUGCUGUUGCGUGAAUCGAUGGACAAUGGUAAUAACUUUUUGGCUGUUACCUUUGCCAUUACGCUUAUGGAACGUCUGCUAACCGAUGAACGUUCCACAUCGAUUAUUGCUGAGACGGAAUUAUUGGUUACCAUUGAAAUGUUGAGCCGAUUGACACAACAUCGCCACCGCUAUCCUGAGGCCUUGUCGCACCUGAUUGAUAUGCUUUUCGGCAGUAGCAAUACCAUGGAUGCUGGAACAUUUGGUGCUGUAACCGAUCGUUAUUUGGCCGGGGCAACACAGUACAUACACUCGGGAAUGCAACAUGUAAGGUCAAAUGAUUGUGAUGAUCCACCAGGUUUGCAGGAGAAAACAGAAUUCCUACUCAAGGAUUGGGUCUCCAUCUAUUCACAGUCGCACAAUUUGUCACGUGAGACCAAGAACUUCGGUUCAUUUGUACAGAAAAUGAACAUGUAUGGUAUACUGAAGACCGACGACCUCAUUACACGGUUCUUCCGCCAGGCCACACAAUUCUGUAUGGACUUGGUAUACCGCAUAUUGAACGAUCCAACCCACACUCCAGUGCAGGCGAAAACUAAGAUUUUCCAUUGGAUUGAUGCCUUUGUCCAUUUGAUUGCUUUGCUGGUACGUCAUUCGGGCGAGUCCGGCAAUCCCACCACCAAAAUCAAUCUGCUGAACAAAGUGUUGGGCAUUGUCCUGGGCAUUCUGUUGCAAGAUCAAGAAGUCCAUUGCAGUUCAUUCCAACAGUUGGGAUAUCAUCGCUUUUUCGUUAUGCUAUUCCUUGAGCUGAGCUCACCCGAUGCUGUUUUGGAAUCUCUUAUGCACAGUAUUGUAACAGCCUUCUCACACACCUAUCAUCUCCUGAAUCCCGCCUUGGCGCCCGGCUUCUGUUACGCCUGGUUGGAGUUGAUAUCACAUCGUAUCUUUAUCGGACGUAUCCUGGCACAAAUACCCCAACAAAAGGGUUGGCCACUCUAUGCCCAGUUACUCUUGGACUUGUUCAAGUAUCUGGCACCAUUCCUGCGGAAUGCCGAACUAGCGAAGCCAGUACAGUUAUUGUAUAAAGGAACGCUGCGGGUUCUGCUCGUGUUAUUGCACGAUUUCCCUGAAUUUUUGUGUGACUAUCACUUUGGCUUCUGUGAUGCCAUACCACCAAAUUGUAUACAAAUGCGCAACAUCAUAUUGGCAGCUUUUCCACGUAAUAUGCGAUUGCCAGAUCCAUUUACACCCAAUUUGAAGGUUGAUAUGUUGGCUGAAACAGCCACAGCUCCAAAGAUCUGUUCGAAUUAUGUGAUGAACAUUCAGCCGGCCAAUUUCAAAAAGGAUCUUGAUUCAUAUUUGAAGGCUCGAGCACCGGUGACUUUCCUAUCGGAAUUGCGUAGCCAUUUGCAGAUAUCCAAUGAGCCGGGUUCACGGUAUAAUAUACCGCUUAUGAAUGCUUUGGUCUUGUAUGUGGGUACACAGGCUAUUGCCCAUAUUAGGAACAAAAAUCUUAUCCCCAAUACAUCGAAUGUGGCACAUAGCGCCCACAUGGAUAUCUUCCAGAAUUUGGCUGUUGAUCUAGAUACCGAAGGACGUUAUCUAUUUUUGAAUGCCAUUGCCAAUCAAUUGCGUUAUCCCAACAGUCAUACCCAUUACUUUAGCUGUGCUGUUUUACAUCUAUUCGCCGAAGCGAAUUCCGAAGCAAUACAGGAACAAAUCACCCGUGUACUGUUGGAACGUGUCAUUGUUAGUCGUCCACAUCCAUGGGGUCUUUUGAUAACAUUCAUUGAAUUAAUUAAGAAUCCCAUUUAUAAAUUCUGGGAACAUGAUUUCGUUCACUGUGCUCCGGAAAUAUCAAAACUAUUUGAAUCAGUUGCACGUUCAUGCAUGGUUAAAUCCAAUCAUCCCCAACAAAUGAACAACAUGGUGGAUGAACAAACAGAAUGGCAUAUAGAACGAUAACUAACCACAAGAAAUACUAGAACAACAG